Messenger RNA from Glarea lozoyensis ATCC 20868, 1260 nucleotides. RefSeq names its product alpha/beta-Hydrolase. Gene Ontology annotation, biological process: epoxide metabolic process. Bases 1 to 1260 code for a protein of 419 amino acids. The record is from RefSeq and is a predicted model, not a curated record. Gene Ontology annotation, molecular function: epoxide hydrolase activity. The transcript has 3 exons. Lineage: Eukaryota; Fungi; Ascomycota; Leotiomycetes; Helotiales; Helotiaceae.
AUGUCCACCACCCCCCUCACCACGCCCCCCACACCCCUGCCCUUCCAAAUCUCCAUCCCCCCCUCCACCCUCAGCACCUUCAAGAGCAAGCUCCUCGCGGCAGAAUUCCCCGACGAACUCCAAUCCUCGCAAUGGGACAUGGGCGUCCCCCUCGCGGAGAUGAAGAGGCUGACGAAAGCGUUCGCCGAGUGGGAUUGGCGACAGGCGGAACGGGAACUGAAUCUGGUGCCGCAGUUUGUGACGCCCGUGGAGGUGGAGGGCUUUGGGGGGGUGGAUGUGCAUUUUGUGUGGGAGAGGAGUGAGGUUGAGGGGGCGGUGCCGUUGUUGUUUGUUCAUGGGGUGAGGCCCGGUUCCUUCCUCGAAGUCCUCCCUCUAAUCCCCCACCUCCGCAAACCCGGUGGACCAGCCUUCCACAUAAUAGCCCCGUCUCUUCCAAACUUCGGUUUCUCCUCCGGCAUCAAGACCCGAGGCUUCGGUAUUGCCCAAUACGCCGAAACAUGUCACAAACUCAUGCUCUCCCUCGGAUACCCCCAAUACGUAACCCAAGGCGGCGACUGGGGCUUCUACAUCACGCGUGCCAUCGGCCAUCUCUACCCAGACUCCUGCAUGGCCUCCCAUAUAAACAUGCUCCGCGCCCCCCCUCCAAAAUUCAAGAAAAACCCAAUCCUCGCAACCCAGCACAAACUCACCUCCUACACCAAAGCAGAAGAAGAAGGCUUCAAACGCACAGAAUGGUUCGCGCAAGAAGGCCGCGGCUACUACAUGGAACAAGCCACCAAACCGCAAACGCUGGCGUACGCGCUCACGGAUAGUCCCGUCGCGUUGCUAGCCUGGAUCUAUGAGAAAAUGCACGAUUGGACGGACGAGUAUCCGUGGAGUGACGAGGAGGUGUUUCGAUGGGUUGCUAUCUACGCGUUUAGUAGAGCGGGACCGGGGGCUGCGCAUCGGAUUUAUUAUGAGACUAUGCAUACGGGCGAGGGUGGGAUUACUCGUGACAUCGUGGAAGGAUGGAUUCCGAAAGUCAAGUUGGGACUCGCAUAUAACCCCAAAGAAAUCUCCGUCCUCCCAGCAACAUGGUGUCGCACGCUCGGCCCCGUCGUCUACGAAGCCUUCAACGAGUCCGGCGGCCACUUCUACGCAACCGAGAAACCGGCGUUGCUUGCGAGAGAUCUACGCACGAUGUUUGGGAAGGGGGGAGGUGCGUAUAAAGUUGUGAAGGGGAGGAGUGGGUAUGCUAGUGGAAGGUUGGCGAAGUUGUAG